AUGGCGGUCGACACAAGCUAUCUGACCACUCAGGUCAACAAUAUCGUUGAGCAACUGCAUGGCAUCUUCGAUGACAUUGGAGUGCCUGCUCGCGAGCGCGACUCGCGCGAAGCAGAGCUUUUCAGCGCGUUGUCAGAAACAUUGAACAACCACCUUAAGAUCGUUGACGAAGAGAAAGAAGAACUGACUCUAGAAGCCCAGCGCCUAAUCACGGCCAUUCAACAAAUGGAAGCCUCUCUGGGCGACGAAAGGGCUAAUGGCCAAUAUGAGCUCAACCGUGAUGAUUUGCGCGUUACCUACCCCCUCAACCGGUGUAUUGCCUUCUUGCGCGAAAAGAGUGAAGGCAUGAGCAAGCUUCACCGCGAAAGAUUCGAACAGGUCAAGAAACUUGUCGAUGCUCUGGAGUCGUACUCGUCCCAUCUUGAAACUUCAUUUCUUCAUAUUGAAUUGCCCCCCACCGCACCUGGCUCGACCAUUCCACCCAGCUUCGAUUUAUCGCCUUCAUAUGUUACAGCCCUCGAUUCAGAAUUCACUCGUGUCUACGAGGAGUACCACCGUCGCGUUUCCUAUGUCCAAACAACCAGCGAGGAGAUCAUCAAGCUCUGGGCGGAGCUGGGUACCCCGCAAGUGCAAACUGAUUCCAACAUCGUUAAGUGCUACCGCGAAUCUCCCGAGCAGCUUGGUCUUCAUGAGGCCGACCUCGGUAACCUGAUGGCACGACGCGACAAGUUGGUGGAGGAAAAGAAAGGCCGCGAGCGCAAGAUUAAGGAGAUCCGAACCAAUGUCGAAAGUCUCUGGGAGCGCUUUGGGGUCGAAGAAGCUGAUCGGAAGGCCUUCCUCGCAACCAACCGUGGCUGCGGUCUUCGCACGAUCAAUGAAUUUGAAGAAGAGCUGGCUCGCCUCAAUGAGCUGAAAAGACAGAACAUGCAUUUGUUCGUUGAAGAUGCCCGCUGUCGCCUGCAGGAGCUCUGGGAUACUCUCUUCUUUUCCGAAGAGGAAAUGCUCGACUUUACACCCGCUUUCUCUGAUGUGUGCAGUGACGCUCUUCUGGAAGCCCACGAGGCUGAGAUUGCUCGUUUGGAGACACUCAAAGAACAGCGCGCACCUACACUGGAGAUGAUUGACAGACACCGUGGUAUUCUUUCGGAUCGCGAAGCCCUCUCAUCUUCAAGCCAAGACGCUUCCCGUCUGAUGGCCCGAGGAAACAAGGGCGAGAGGCGAGACCCUGGCAAACUUCUGCGCGAAGAGAAGAUGCGGAAGCGCAUUGCAAAGGAGCUUCCUAAACUCGAGGCCGAUCUUCGCAGAGAGCUGGAGCGUUGGGAGGACGAGUAUGGACGGCCCUUCUUGGUUCACGGAGACCGAUAUCUUGAUUCCUUGACUCCUGCACCCGCCUCAAGAAUGCCGCCGCCACGCUCGAAGACCCCAUCUGCACCCCCCUCUACAACGAAAUCUAGCACAGCACGCCAACCAGUGUCUCGACCUGGUAGCUCUAUGCGAGGCCCCCCUCCCCCUCGUUCUGCCACCAAGACUCCAAAUGGAAGUGGUCCUGUGAAGCAUAACACUAUUGGCUACUCUGGGGCUCGAUUGGGAGCCAAGUCUCCCACCAAGCUUCCGGCUCGUGCUCCAUUGAGCAACAUGCCCCAUGGAAACAACUCUCCCGAACGCCGUAAUGGACCUGGAAAUUACUCCUCCAGCACCGUCAAUUCCAAGAUGGCUCCUCCCCGUGGGCCUCCCCCGAGAAUGCGAGCAUUGACUGUCGAGUCAAAGGACCGCAAUAGCCACCUGGUGGAGCCGCCUCGCUGCAAUAGCGCCAUGUCGAGUGCAUUCGUCCGUCCACUCUUCAGUCAUGUCCAACCACCGCCAAAUUGGAAUCUCCCACUCUUCUCACUCAUCUUUGUCGUCUCUAUCAUUGAAUUCGUCUCAAAACUACCCCCGCGCCAACCCUUACCUUUCACACGCGCCACCUCCCCUGCCCUUCGUCAAACAUCGAGCUCAUCGGCUGGAAACACCACUAUAUCCGGUUCAGAGAAUUGGGAGACCUUUGAUGAUGCAUCCGACGGGGAAGCCGACACCAGCGAUGUUUACUAUGGCAAGAUCCGUGCGGCCCAUGGCAAGCGCUUCGCCCCUGAUGACAGUAUGGACUUCUUGGGCAAGAAGAGCAAGGGUAUCCGCAGUGUCAGCCCUGACGGACCUCACCCUGGUCAGGUCCUCCGUGUUGCGGGUAGUGACUCGGAAUGGGCCGAUGAGUUUGAGACCUACUGA
Penicillium cosmopolitanum is the source of this 2262-nucleotide messenger RNA. RefSeq names its product putative microtubule associated protein (Ase1). The coding region runs from base 1 to 2262 and encodes 753 amino acids. The record is from RefSeq and is a predicted model, not a curated record. Lineage: Eukaryota; Fungi; Ascomycota; Eurotiomycetes; Eurotiales; Aspergillaceae. Gene Ontology annotation, biological process: microtubule cytoskeleton organization; mitotic spindle midzone assembly. Gene Ontology annotation, molecular function: microtubule binding. Gene Ontology annotation, cellular component: mitotic spindle midzone; spindle; cytoplasm. The transcript has 5 exons.